CGUUUCGGCAGAGGAGCCGCGAUCUGGCGGUCGGUCGCUGGACGCCGCCUGUUACCUGAGCCUGGAUACGGGGCCUUCGCUCAGUUUGUUCAGCUGCCUGGAAAAUAUGGUGAUGCUCUGCCUUCAAUCACUACAAUCCAUAUGGUGUGGGGACACCGACAAUGCCAUUGGAAUGAGAGUUCCAGGAAUUUGACCCAGCAACAGUGAAGAAACAAUUAUAUAGUUUCAACUCUGAUGCAGUGUGACUUGCAGCACUACUUGCAGGUGUGUCAUCUGCGCCAGGUGGCCUUGUACAGUACUAGGUAGCAGACAUCACGAGUUUGGAAGGUGCUGUUGAAGGAGCUGGGUACCAAUACUCCAGGAGCAGCAUGUCAAAAUCAUGGAUGGGUUCUAUCUUCGCCAUACUCAUCGUGACUAUCACCUUUGCCUCUUCCCAUGCAACUGCACCAACAGACUACCUACACAUUGACUACUGCGUAAUUGGAGCAGGUCCAGGUGGCCUGCAGAUGGCGUACUUUCUACAGCAGUCCCAAAGACACUACCUGGUCUUUGAGCGCAGCAACCUCUCUGGGAGCUUCUUUGUACGUUAUCCCCGCCACCGGAAGCUCAUAAGUAUUAACAAGCAAUAUACCGGGAAGCAAAACAAAGAGUUUAACCUCCGGCAUGACUGGAACUCUCUGCUCAGCCAUGACGACAAUCUACUGUACAAACACUACACCAAAGAUUUCUUUCCUCAUGCUGACACCAUGGUGCACUACUUGAACAAUUUUACAAACAGAUUUGACCUGAAGGUUCGAUACAACACUGAGAUAAUGUGGAUUGAGGCUGAGAAGCAUCCUGAGGCCUGGAAUGGACACUACUUCUUUUUGACAGAUCAGAAUGACGAUCAUUACAGAUGCAGUGUCCUGUUAGUUGCAACUGGAAUGUGGGUGCCCAACAAGCCUGAUUUUCCAGGUUCUGAACAUGUCGAGGGCUACGAGAGCAUCUCUGUGGAUCCUGCUAACUUUGUUGGGCAGACAGUCCUCAUCCUGGGCCGGGGCAAUGCUGCAUUUGAGACGGCGGACAACAUUGUUGGAGUGACUAACUUUAUCCACAUGCUGGGCCGUUCCCGGCUGCGGCUCGCCUGGGCCACUCACUAUGUCGGAGAUGUCCGGGCUGUGAAUAAUGCCAUGCUGGAUACGUACCAGCUGAAAUCACUGGAUGGCUUGCUGGAAGGAGACCUGGCCAAUAUUGCUAUUGUACAAGACAGAAAGGGAAAGCUGCAUCUAAGACUGCGAUUUCACUUCGACAGGAACAAUGCAUCCCAGGAUGUACUCAAUGACCAGCGCCUCCUAUCAGUAGAUGAGGCUGAUAACUUUUCAGUGCGUCAGCCUUAUGACCGUGUCAUCCGCUGCUUGGGGUGGAAUUUUGACUUUUCCAUUUUUAACAAUCUUACCAACCCUCAGAGGGGCCGAGGCCGCACAAACAAAUAUCCAUUGAUCAAGGCCACAUAUGAAUCGGGAAACCUGCCUGGAAUGUUUAUUAUUGGGACAGCUGGUCAUUCCAUCGAUUACAGGAAAUCAGCUGGUGGGUUCAUCCAUGGAUUCCGCUAUACAGCCCGUGCUGUUCAUCUCCUCCUGGAGCACCGAUACCAUGGUACUUCUUGGCCGGCCACCACGCUGCCCAUCUCCCAUUUGACCAACACCAUAAUCAAGCGCAUCAACGAGGCCUCUGGUCUUUAUCAGAUGUUCAGCAUCCUGGCUGAUAUUGUGCUGCUACAGAAAAAUGCCACAGAGUUUGAAUACCUGGAAGAGUAUCCAAUUGGAGCACUUCCACAUCUUCAGGAAAACACUGGGAGAAAUGCAGCAAAUGGGCUAUUUGUUAUCAACCUGGAAUAUGGGAGCAACUUUUCCAGACCAGAAGCUGAUGUUUUCCAUCCCAGCCGUUCAGUGGGAGAGCCCAGACAUGCGUGGCUCUCAAACUUCCUCCACCCUGUCAUCUACUUCUAUAAACGUCUCCCGACAGAGACUGAGAUGAUGCACAGGCCAAAAUUAUGGCCUCUGCCCCGUCCAUACUACAUCCAUCACGUUGUGGAAGAUUUCCUGACUGACUGGACAGCUGCCAAAGCUCACAUCCUUCCUCUGCGCCGCUUCUUAGAGAAUUGUCUGGACACUGACCUCAGGAGCUUCUUUGCAGAAUCCUGCUUCAAAUUUGCUUUGACCAAUCCACACGUGCCACCUUUCUGCCGCCAUGGUUACUUGAACAAGCAGGGCUUGCUGGACGUUGAGAUCUUUUGAUCAGGUUCUGCAGUGGUGAGCCAGCAUUCCAGCAACAGCGUCCACAGUGACCAAGCACCCGAGCAACAGGGGCGUGGGAAACUGUUUGGUGACUGACUGUGUGGCCUGACAGAUCAUGCCCUUUAUCUGAGUGAGGGCAGUGUGCACACAGAGGUACUGGACUGAAUGGUACCAGGACACAGGCAGCCCUGCUGCCAAGUACAAAGGUUGUAAAUAAUAACUUCUGUAUGAUGUAUAUUCAUAUGAAACGUGUCUGUCAAUAAUUGGUGAAUUUGAGGUGGCAGUGACACUUGUCAGGAUUGCUGCAGUUUUAAAUGCUUUCCAUAAUGUGUUCAAAUGAUCAAUCUGGUGUUUGAAAAGUCCCAGGCCAUGCUUAAACCUUCACUAGUGCUGAUAUCAGGACUUCCUGUAAACCGUUCUCACAACACCCUCCAUGCCCCAGCUUCACAAAAUGGCCCACUAAAUGUUUGAAAAUCACAGUCAAAAUUUGCACUGAUGUGAAAGUAUUCCGGCAAUCAAGAUGUUAGUCUGCAUUUCUGGCAAGACCUGAUUUUAAUGUUUCUGGUUUGACUGAGACGUCACGAAAAACAGGCAAUUGGCUCAUUAUUUUUUGCUGCUUGUGGGAGUUUGCUCUGCCAUUGUGGUUCCUGCAUUACAGCCAUGAUGACACUUUGAGUCGGUGUACACCAUUGGCUAUGCAGUACUUCAGAACAUCCUGGGUCUCCUGAUGAAAGUUGUGAUGGAGAAACACCAGCCCGUUAGUGCAGGCCAAAGGUUCUGCUGAACAGAAGCGCCCUGUACUAUCACCACCACCACCACCACCAUCAUAGAAUCCCAACAGUGUCGACGCAGCCAUUUGGCCCAUCGAGUCCACACUGUUCCACCCCUCCCACCAAACAGCAUCCCACACCUCCAAUGCCCUGUAAUCCUGCGUUCCCUACAGCUAAUACUACAGGGCAAUUUAGCAUGGCCAGUCCACCUAAUCUGCACAUCUUUGGACUGUGGGAGGAAAACCCACACAGACAUGGGGAGAAUGUGCAAACUCCACAUAGACAGUCGCCUGAGGCUGGAAUCAAGCAUGGGUUCCUGGCGCUGUGAGGCAGCAGUGCUAACCACUAAGCCACCAUGCAGUCCUCAACGCCUUCAGGGCUCAGACUGACUGAUUGUUUUGUCAGGAACAUGGAGCAAUGGCAGAUAGAAAUGAAGUACAGAAUGGACAUCAUUGAGGAGUUGAACGGCCUCCUCGUAUUAAUUGUUAAUGUGCAGUUCAUGAGAGACUGUAAUGCCGUUUGGUUGCUGGAGGUGAUGCUGCUGAGCUGCUUAUCCUGACAAAUGGGGAAAAAACUCGGAUUACAGGUCUUUCUAAACAGGAUAUGAAUCAUUGGUGGUUUGACAAAUUGAGGAAGUGAAGAUGACUUCAGGUGGCCAAGUCAGUUACAGAAGUGCACACUUGUGCAGAAGCAAUACAUUCAGCAUCAGUCACAGACCAUCAAUUCACUCAGCAUCUUAGACUGGCACAGCACAGGAGGAGGCCAUUCAGCCUAUUGUACCUGACCCUGUUCCUUCCCCACAGACUUGGGCAGGAAAGACUAGGAGCUAAGAUCAGACUGCCCUGACUCCAUUUUAAUAAUUUUCAGACAUUACUUAAAUGUCAACAAAUAAAUAUAACUGCAGCUGGUACAGCACAGCAGUGCCUAGUGCGUAAUCGAGUGGAUAGUGCUUGCUUAUUGCCGUUGUUUGGUAUGCAUAGCUCUGUGGGGAAACUUGUGCUGUGACUGUUGUGAGGAGAGGAUGGAAUUUAAUGGCUGCCCCGUGUAGUUGUGUUGGGUACCUUGAAGGGAUGUUGGUGUGGGGAGAGGGGAGAGAGGAGCUGUGCAACUGUAACCCAGCAGAGGUACAUUGCAUUUGGGGGGAGUAAGAGGUUGGUGAGGAGUAAGGAUCAGGUCGCUGUCUGUUUCAGUCUGGGGACUGUUACCUCGUUAAAUGCUUGCAUUUGCACAUAAACCAUACAUUCUGUGAUCACUCUGCACACUUCCUGUAUCAACCUCCUUCACCACAGGUUCCUUAAUUCAGAUCAAAAAAUGGGAUCUGCCUUUGUAAACCUGUGAUCUUGUAAGUGCAGCUGAGACCUCAGCACUGCCUCUCCAGCCCACAGGUUAUAUUGCAGGCUCCAGUCAACAAAAUGUGCCAGUUUUCCCACAAGGUUUCGUUUAAACAAUGACAUGAUGUAAGGUAUUAUAUCAACAUAAGGUAUUAUAUCAACACAACAUGCAGUUUAAUAAUGAGGAACAUAUUAUGGCCCUGAGCCCUGGUCCAGAUGUUCUUCUAACACUUCCUCUCCUCCGUAACCACAGAACAUUACAGUCCUGACAUUUAUUUCCUCAUUUCAACCUUCACAUCAUAAACUCCCCAAACUCCUACCUUGCACCUAUGAGUCAGAGGGAAGAUUAAUUUUUAACAGUAAGUUUUUGAGAUCUGGAAUGGACCAGGAGCAGAUUAAAUAGUCAUUUUCAAUAUGGAAAUGAAAGGGGAGAAGUUUACAAUCUGUGGGAAGAGAGCAGUGGAGAAUGGGGCUAACUGGGUCAUUUUCUUUCCAAGGGCUGAGCCUAACAGAAUGGGUUGAUUGGCCUGCAUUGACACUUUUACAUUACUGUGCUUCAUUAUGGACAGUGAGGUUUUCAUCUGAUCCAGAGGAUGGGGGGCUACAGAAAAGGAAGCCAGUUUAUCAGACCCUACAGCAGAGGAAAGCAUUGAUUAAAUUGUGAAUUAAUGGGAAUAAAUGCUUUUCUACUACCCUCCGUACAUUCCCAAUGUAAUUUUAAAAAACUUACAAGACCGAACACUAAAAUCUAUUCUUGUGAUUUUCCACAAUCAGUCUGUUCAGUUUAACAAACGGUGGAUGGCAGGAGCCAAGGCGUGAAGAGGUCAAAGGGUUAAGCAAUUCUGCCAGAGAGCUGGCUUUGACUUCUCGCUCUAACGCCACAUUUAGAGGGAAAAUGUGACUUCCAUAAACAUUCUAUUCUAGAAAUUAAAAUGUUACCUAUUUUAAUGGGUUCAUUUAACUUGAGAAAAGGUUUAAUUCUCAAAUUGAAUUGCAGCACUAGUGCAGUCUGAUCCCACUGCUGACUAACCUACAGUCAGAGAGAAGUGGGCAGCUCCAUCCUGUGUUGCCGUUCGAAAAGGGUUUUUUCUUAAAUCAAUAUUUAACUCAAGAUAAAGUGACCUGUGAAGAUUGCUGGGCUAUGUCAGAGGGUCAGACUUCAGACCUGCUUUAUUACUGACAUUCCAGUGAGAUUUUAACCUUGGUUUGGAGACUAGGGUAAAUUGAAAUCUUGAACUGCUGACAGCCCAAGACAAUCCGCCUAUUGUCUGAUCAGUGCUGCAGUCUGUUCCCUUUUCCUCACUAUGUCCCACCUCUGGGCUUCUGGAUUAUGGACUGCAAAUAUUUGAACUGGGUAAGUAAAGAAAGUUGAUCUCACUGACAGGAGGUUAUCAUUGUUCAAAGCUAAUUAGCAAAAUAUCUGGCGACAGGGUGUUUUUUUUUAAAAACCCAGCAAGUUAUGAUCUGGAGGACACGGGCUGAAAGUCUGCAGCAUCCAACAACAACUUAGAUUUUUUUUGUAGCGCCUUUAUUGUGUUGUAUCCCUGGCAUCACCUCACAAGUGUGACUGUCAAGCAGGGUGAAAGCGAGAUAUCAGGACAAAGUGGUCAAUAAAGCUUAUUCAAAGAAAAUCAGCUAUUUUGACUGACUUACCCUAGAUUAUUUCCUCACAACCCUGAAGUGGUCUCCCUGAAGGUCAGCUUUAAAGAGAUCUUAUAGAAGGAGAGGUUUAGGGAAGGAAACUGAAGGGAUAGUUGCCAGUGGUGAAGCAGGGAUGUCCAAGAGAUAAGGUUUAAUUAUAAUUUUGGGACAGAAGUUACAUAUUUGCUCAAAAAGGUGUAAGGACUCCAGGGCUGUAAGGUUAUUUAGAGAGUUCUUGUGAAGGUCCGGUGCAGGGGGAUGGGCUGAAUGGCCUGGUUUGCAGUUUAAUUCUAACAGAGGAGGGGGUGACUCCUGAUCUGAGUUUUACUGAGAAUGCAGUGAGGCUGAAAAUUUCCAAGAUUUCCAGGAGGAAAACAAGACUCUAAAGGGCAAGAAUACUAGAACGCCCCUCGAGCCUGCUGUGUUCACUCUGAAAGGUCAUGGCUGACCUUCAGCUUCAACCACGGCGGCACGGUGGCACAGUGGUUAGCACUGCUGUCUCACAGCGCCAGAGACCUGGGUUCAAUUCCCACCUCAGGCGACUGACUGUGUGGAGUUUACACGUUCUCGCCGUGUCUGCGUGGGUUUCCUCCGGGUGCUCCGGUUUUCUCCCACAAUCCAAAGAUGUGCAGGGUCAGGUGAAUUGGCCGUGCUAAAUUGCCCGUAGUGUUAGGUGCAUUAGUCAGAGGGAAAUGGAUCUGGGUGGGUUAAUCUUCAGAGGGUUGGUCUGGACAUAUUGGACCGAAAGGCCUGCUUCCACACUGUAGGGAAUCUAAUCUCAGAAUGCCUCAAUUGAACCUGCCUCUCCCCACUUCCAGGCUGUGCAUUCCAGACCCUAACCACUUGCUGUGUGAAAAAGAUUUCUCUCACAUAAUUUGUUUGUACCUCAUUUUAAAUUAUGCCCCCUCGUUCUUAUUUCUUUUCACACUAUCUACUCUAUCCAGCUCACUAAUGAUUUUGAAAACCUCAUCAAAUCCCUCUCAGCCGCCGCCUUCCAGGGAAAACAGUCCUAACUUUGACAAUUUGCCUCAAAUGAAGUUUCUCAAUCCUGGAGCCAUUCUAGUAAAUUGUUUCUGCCUGCUGUCCAAUCAGUUCACGUCUUUCCUGAAAUAUAGCAUCCACAACUGUACACAAUACUGCAGUCUGUUAUAUAAGUUCAACAUGACUUCCCUUCUCUAGUACUCUAUGAUCCAUUAGUAUUCAGUGAAUAAAGCUGGGGACAGUGUUGCCUUUGAAGGUGCAGAGAGCAGCGUAUAAUGAUCUGUGCACAUAUCCACCCAGGUUCCUCUGCUCCUGUACUCCCUUUAGAAUGGUGCUGCCCAUGUUUAUAUUGUUUUUCAAUAUUCUUCUUACCAAAGUGCAUCACCUCACACUCCUCUACAUUGAACCUCAGCUGCUUCCUAUCUCCCCACUCCACCAACUUGCCAAUGUCCUUUUGAACUGUCCUCGCAGUUUAUAAGUUUAAUGUCAUCUGCAUAUUUGAAUUUUAAAAAAGAGUUAGGAUUAAGAAUAGUCAGUAUUUCUGCCUGGAUGCAAAGUUAAUAUGCUGCUUGUUGCCAUGGAGAAGACAACAGAGGAAACCAUUUUUAAGGUCAGACUACAGGCUUCCCUAUAAAUCUAGUAUUGUGUGGUCAGCAGAGUGGAAAACCUGUUCGCCUUUUGUGAAGUACUCCAGCUGGCCACCAAGGAAUGGAGAGCUCCGUGAUGUAGCCAUCGAAGGAUUCAUUUAAAUAAGGAACAAGUGUAGACUGUUCAAUAAGAUUGUGGCCAAUCUCAUGUAAACUUAAACUCUACAUCCCUGAUAGUCUUUCAUUCUCUUGGUAAUCAAAAUUCCUGAGUUAUUCAUCCUGGCAUGGCCAGAGGGGAAGAGAGGCAGACUUUGCUGUUGGAUGUGGAGAUAAGAAACUCUGAAAAUUGAGGAAACUGCCUGGAAAUGCUCUCUUGAAAUUCCUGUUUGGCAAAGCUGGAAAAAGAGACCUUACCAUCUGCCGGGAGCAGCUAUGGACUGUUUGCUGUAAGGAAUGUGAUUCCAUGGAGAGUGUGUCGUAAGAUAAAUAUAAAAGUGAAAUAUUCAACUCUGUGAUUUGAAGCAUAAAUUACCAACAAAAAUAAAGCAUUGUUUAGUCAA
Molecule: messenger RNA, 8146 nt
Organism: Hemiscyllium ocellatum (epaulette shark)
Lineage: Eukaryota; Metazoa; Chordata; Chondrichthyes; Orectolobiformes; Hemiscylliidae
Gene: foxred2
Product: FAD-dependent oxidoreductase domain containing 2
Exons: 10
Coding region: 369-2276 (635 amino acids)
Molecular function (GO): monooxygenase activity; flavin adenine dinucleotide binding
Source: RefSeq, a predicted model, not a curated record